Messenger RNA from Drosophila sulfurigaster albostrigata, 1453 nucleotides. RefSeq lists its product as uncharacterized. The transcript has 4 exons. The record is from RefSeq and is a predicted model, not a curated record. Lineage: Eukaryota; Metazoa; Arthropoda; Insecta; Diptera; Drosophilidae. Bases 218 to 1165 code for a protein of 315 amino acids.
ACUUUCUACUUCACACAACUCACUACGGUUUUUUUUUGUCUCUCAAUUUUUUUUACUCUUCGAACAAAAACACAAAUUAUUUAAAUAUUUUGUGUGUGCUUGCUACGAAUUGUAAAAACCAAACAAACAAAAAGUGUAAAGUUCUGAAUAUAUAUAUAUAUAUUUAUUUGAUUUUGUCGUGUUCGGAGUCGAGUUUUAGCCUUUGAAUUUAACGAUUAUGGAUGCGAAACGUGGCACACGCCAAGGUGCCUCCAAGACGAGCGUCGCCUCACGUCAUGCGUCCAACGCGAAUGUGGCGCGCAAAUAUGGCAGCGAGGUCAGCCUGACGCCCAGCCAGGCCAAGCACAAUGUGGACAAUCCACGCAAGUCGCCUUUGGAUGCGCUGAGUCGCCACAACAAUCGCCAGGAUCCGUUUCAGCGUCGUUCUGGCCUGCAGGAUGUGGACGAUAGCUUCAUGGCUUCCAAUGCUUUUGCUCGUCCAUCGCGUGUGCGUCACACUGGCCUGGAUGGCCAAGCUGCAGGUAAUCAGCAAGUGGGCAAUGCUGCCGUGGCACCCUUAAGAGUCGCCUCUGGCCAGGAGCCGCAGCAGAUGCAAUACCAACAGCAGCAGCUGUCACCACAACAGGCUGCUCAGCCGCCCGUUGCCAACAUGGCAGCAUCUCAGAUGCAACUACAACAGCAGCAACAGCCAGCGGCAGCACAACAACAGCCACCGGCUGCUGUGGUGCCUUCACAGCAAUCGUUGCAACAGCAGCAGCAACCACAGCAAUACGUGCAGCCACCGGCUGCUGGACAACCCACACGUCAUGAUCCUUAUCCCAGCGGACGCGCUCAUGUGCAGCAUCAACAUCACCAUCAACAACAACAGCAGCAGCAGGCUGCCUAUGAACAGCAAGUGGCACAGCAGGAGGCACAUGCUCAGGCUCAAGUUCAGGCACAGCAACAACAACAACAACAGCAGCAGCAGCCACCAGCUCAAUUGUCGCCACGCAAGCAACAGCAGCAACAGGGCUACGCUGGACAACAAUCUACGCCAGCUGGUGGCGCCUCAGCUGCGCCAGCCGCUGCCGAAAUGUGCACCACUUGCCCCAAUUGCCAGACUACCAUCUAUUUGGUGCGCUCUCCCGAGCUGGGUCAUGGUGAUGGCGGCAUGCCCAUGCAGUAGUUAUCCAAUCAAGAAAAAAAACAAUGAAAAUUCCAAACAUCCGCUUUGGCUUGCAAAAUUCAAUGAACCUCGAAAGAACAGAAUUCUGGAUGUGUGUUGUAUAUAUCUUAUUGUAUAACGAAAUUUGUUUGUCGUACACACUACCAAAAUUCUGCAUUCCUCAAAUGCUGACAAUAGAUCAAAGCUCAAUUUAAAAUUCUUCGGUUCAUUUGGCUGGCGAAUAAACUCGCUUCAACUAUGAAUCAAAAAUUCAAAUGUAAAUAUAUGGAAUUUUUAAACUUUUAUGGG